UGGCCUAUUUCCACCUGACGAUGCUCCGUCUGAAAGUUGAUAUAUGAAGAAGUAGUGGAGGAGAUCACAGCAAAUCAAUGAAAGUUUGUAUUCCUUCUGAGUUCUGAAAGGCGAAAGCUGAAGCUCAACUCUUCUUUCUCACUCAGCUGGAAAUCGUUACUGGAAAUAUAUACGAAAGGGAACGUUGAUUUUUCCUCACUAUUCACCAAGGUUAAAAAGAUGAGUGUAGUUCCGGGAGAGACAAUAGAAGUGAUAGCGCAGAGCAUCGGAAUCAGCAAUUUGUUGCCGGAAGUCUUACCGGCCCUAGCCACCGAUGUCGAAUACCGUCUCCGAGAAAUAAUGCAGGAGUCCAUAAAAUGCAUGCGUCAUUCGAAGAGGACAACGUUAACUGCCGAGGAUGUCGAUGCAGCACUUAGCGUACGGAAUGUUGAGCCGGUAUAUGGAUUCGCCUCUGGAGAUCCUUUGCGGUUCAGCAGAGCUGCCGGGCAUAAGGAUUUGUUCUACAUUGAAGAAAAGGAUUUAGAUUUUAAGGAUGUGAUCGAAGCUCCACUACCGAAAGCUCCUUUAGAUACUGUUCUUACGGCUCAUUGGUUAGCUAUUGAAGGAGUGCAACCUGCUAUUCCUGAAAAUCCUCCUCUUGAAGCUCUUGUAGCACCUCCAGAUAAUAAAAAGACCGAGUGUAAAGAUGAUGGAGGUCCAAUUGACCUCAAAUUACCUGUAAAGCAUGUCCUGUCCCGUGAGCUUCAGCUAUACUAUGACAAAAUUACGGAUCUGGUGGUGAAUAAGUCGAACUCUGUGCUUUUCAAAGAAGCAAUAGUUAGUUUGGCAACAGAUUGUGGACUCCAUCCCUUAGUUCCUUACUUCACAUACUUCAUUUCAGAUGAGGUCUCAAGGAACUUGAAUAACUUUCCUCUUUUGUGUUCUUUGAUGAGGCUUGUUUGGAGCCUGCUUCAGAAUUCUCACAUACACAUUGAACCAUAUCUGCACCAGUUGAUGCCAUCUGUAAUGACAUGUCUUGUUGCAAAGAGAUUGGGGAAUAAGGUUUUGGACAGCCACUGGGAGCUUAGAGACUUUGCUGCCAAGUUGGUUGCCCUGGUAUGUAAGAGGUACGGUAAUGUUUACCACAAUCUCCAACCACGUGUUACAAAGACUUUGUUGCAUGCUUUUCUGGAUCCAACAAAGGCACUGCCUCAACAUUAUGGUGCAAUCCAAGGGCUAGCGGCAAUUGGACCUAGUGUGGUUAGCCUGCUUUUGAUGCCCAAUCUUGAGUCUUACAUGCGAUUGCUGGAGCCCGAAAUGCAACUAGACAAGCAAAAGAACGAGAUGAAGAGGCAUGAAGCAUGGCGAGUGUAUGGUGCCUUAAUGUGUGCAGCUGGCCUAUGCAUCUACGAUCAGCUAAAGACACUUCCAACACUGUUAUCUCCACCAGCAUAUGCUGCUUUGAAGUCCAAGAGGAAAGUCCUUACUUCAGUAUCAUCAAAUAAACGAAAAAUUAGCACGGACAACAUGAUACAACAACAACCCCCACAAAAGAAACUGGUGACUGACGGGGCAGCUGGAGGGAUGCAAGGAGCUACUAGUGGAUACCCUACAAACCUAGGGGCUACUGAUGGAGGUUUUGCAUCAACGCCACAAGCUUUGUCAAGUGAGAAUUCGCAAAGAAUCAGCAGCAGAAAGGAGAUGAGUGGUGGACAAGCCCCUAAAUCACAAGUUGGUCUUAAUCAGGCCUGGAAGCAAGAUAUAGAUGCUGCGCAUUUGCUACCUUUCCUAUUUGAAUACUAUGGUGAAAGUAUGCUGUCCUUUGUACCUGCACCUGAGUUGUUGGUCUUCCUGUGAUCUUUAAACAGUGGCCGUCGGGAUGCCCUAAGAUUGUAAGUCUUGCUUUGAUUCUUGCCUGCACCUGAAGAUGCCAUUUAUGAGGUUGGAACAGAAAUAGAUUGGAUUUUAAAGUUUUGUUUUGUUUUUUUUUUUUUUUUUUUUUUUUUUGUUUUCAUGUAUACCCAUUCUUAAUAUUAUUCUUUAUAAAACCUCCAUUUUUCUGCCAAGUGCAAUCAAAGAAUAAACAUAAUGUUG
Molecule: messenger RNA, 2073 nt
Organism: Ipomoea nil (Japanese morning glory)
Lineage: Eukaryota; Viridiplantae; Streptophyta; Magnoliopsida; Solanales; Convolvulaceae
Product: transcription initiation factor TFIID subunit 6-like
Exons: 12
Coding region: 220-1836 (538 amino acids)
Biological process (GO): RNA polymerase II preinitiation complex assembly; transcription initiation at RNA polymerase II promoter
Cellular component (GO): transcription factor TFIID complex; SLIK (SAGA-like) complex; SAGA complex
Molecular function (GO): transcription coactivator activity; protein heterodimerization activity; RNA polymerase II general transcription initiation factor activity
Source: RefSeq, a predicted model, not a curated record